AUGGUUUUUCGGAUAAGUUCUUCAACUCUCUGCCUAACGAGGGGAUGGCUUAGACCCCUUGCCAGUCUAACGUCAAGCAAUCCUAGAUUAAUCUCAUACAGAUCAGUAUCAGCUUUAGCAGUUCUUGAACUGAAAGACGGGAAGUUAAUUCAAAGCUCGCUGAGUGCCGUCUCUGCCGGACAGAAAUUGGGCGGUUCUUUAACUGGAUUUAUAGCCGGUGGUAAUAUAAGUGAAUCUAUGAGGGAAACAGCCAAGAUCAGAGGGAUCCAUAAGAACUUUGCACCACUGCUAGUAGCAAAUAUCAGAAAAGGAGGAUUUACUCAUAUACUCGCUGGACACACUACUUUUGGGAAGAGUUUGAUGCCUCGAGUUGCAGCUCUACUUGAUGUCGCACAGAUAUCAGAUAUUACGGCGAUUGAGAACGAAAAUACGUUUGUGCGACCUAUAUAUGCAGGUAACGCCAUUGCGACAAUAGAAUCAUCAGAUGAAAUCAAAGUUAUAACGACUCGGGCCACAGCAUUUCCGCCAGCAGAAUAUGAAGCUGAUGGCAGCAAAGUACUGAUUGAGAAUGGGGUUGAUCCUAAUUCAGAAUCCCCAAUUAAAUGGGUCUCGGAAAAUCUAACUAAGUUAGAUAGACCCAGCUUGGCAACAGCUAGCAAAGUCGUCUCAGGAGGGCGUGGCUUGAAGUCCAAAGAGGAGUUUGAUCGUGUAAUUUUACCUCUUGCUGAUGCGUUCGGGGCGGCUGUAGGGGCAUCUCGAGCUGCUGUAGAUAGUGGGUACGCGGAUAACAGCCUUCAAGUCGGACAAACUGGGCAGGUAGUUGCACCUCAAUUGUACUUUUGUGUGGGAAUUUCGGGGGCUAUUCAGCACCUUGCAGGAAUAAAGAUGCCGAUGCUCCUAUAUUUCAGGUCGCUGACGUUGGGCUUGUCGGGGACUUAUUCGAUACAGUGCCCGAACUCACUGAGAAGCUCAAGAAAUAAUUUCCAUUUAAUAUUCGAAGAAUGGUGA
Molecule: messenger RNA, 1008 nt
Organism: Blumeria graminis f. sp. triticale
Lineage: Eukaryota; Fungi; Ascomycota; Leotiomycetes; Helotiales; Erysiphaceae
Source: the annotation of a GenBank genome assembly